Solanum stenotomum is the source of this 1851-nucleotide messenger RNA. RefSeq names its product myb family transcription factor PHL5. The transcript is spliced from 7 exons. Bases 349 to 1566 code for a protein of 405 amino acids. Gene Ontology annotation, molecular function: DNA-binding transcription factor activity; DNA binding. NCBI's taxonomy places the organism in Eukaryota, Viridiplantae, Streptophyta, Magnoliopsida, Solanales, Solanaceae. The record is from RefSeq and is a predicted model, not a curated record.
UGGUCUUAUCAUUUGUUCAUUCCUUAUCUACAUUACAGAAUAUUUAAAAUAUAGUCGGCAUUUGGCACUUACAUGUUGACAUAUUCAUAUUCUUUAUAUCAUGUGUAUGGAGUCAUUCAGCAUAUAACAAAAAGAAGAAGAAAUUAGGAGCAAAGAUUCAAUUUUUAUUUUUCAAGAAUCUUCAUCCUUUUAGUUUCUUGAUUUUUCGCGCUUUUUAAUUAAGACAUUCAUUCAAGAAAUGCAGUUUGUUUGUUGAAAAGAAUAAAACAGAAUCACCCUUGUUUGUGUAUUUUGAUAGAAGUUGCUAUUUUCUUGAUCUUGAUCUUGACUAGUCGUUUUGGCGAAAAAAUGAGUAUUCAGAACUAUGAGUUAGCAAGUGAUUGCAACUUAGAGUUCCCACAGAUGGGAUUUUGUUUCCAGCCUGAAAACUCUGCAGAAAAUGGUUGUCAACAGCAGCAGCAACAGCAGCAACAGAAUUUUUGGCCUAGUACUGAUUCAUCAUCAUCGAGAACGAUUAUAAGUCGAAUAGGAUCAUCACCUUCUGCUUUUUUUGCUACAGAGAGGUACCUUGGAUUAACACAAUAUGAAUACCAAGACAACAAUAAUAGUUGUUCUCAACUAUCCAAGAAUCUUGGUCCUCAAACUACGUCGUUUACUCAGCAAUGUGGAAAUGGAUUCUUGGCAGAUUCAUCAGCACGAGUUGACACCGAUUUUCCUAAGAUUUCAAUGCCAUCAUUCAUCAGAUCACAGUUUUCAAGUAGUCAACCAUUUGGUCCUGAAGGACUCUAUGGAAAUCCUUUUAGUAAUCUAUCAGAGAAAGAGAGGAUUUUGCUUCUUAAGAGUAAGUUGUUUAGAGAAAUUGACUCUUCAAAUAGGCAGCCUGCUUCAAUCCCUUUUCAAGGAAAUCAAGACUAUGGUGUCUCAAAUAAUACAUGUGGUUUUAACUUGGUACAUAUAAGGCAACAAUCUGGAAGUCAAUCAGCAAAUAGUUUUAACAACUCUGGAUGUUCUGGAGGAUCUUUAUCGAGUAAGGCACGAAUCAGGUGGACUCAGGAUCUUCAUGAUCGAUUUGUUGAGUGUGUAAAUCGUCUUGGAGGAGCUGACAAGGCGACGCCAAAGGCAAUACUAAAGCUGAUGGAUUCAGAAGGAUUAACAAUUUUUCAUGUAAAAAGUCAUUUGCAGAAAUAUCGAAAUGCAAAGUUCAUCCCUGAAUCGACAGAAGGGAGAUCUGGAAAAACAGACAGCCCGAAUAAUGUGUCACAGAUCGACAGCAAAACUGGAAUGCAAAUCAAAGAAGCAUUGCAUAUGCAACUAGAAGUCCAGAGACGCCUUCACGAGCAACUAGAGAUUCAGCGGAAGUUACAAUUGAGGAUCGAAGAACAAGGGGAGCAGUUGAAGAAGAUAUUUGAACAACAACAACAAACAACUAGGAGUCUCUUGGAGACGCGAAAUUCAAGUAUUUCGUCUCCUGCUGAUCAAUUCACCCCGCACGAAGAAGAAGUUUUUGCUGCAGAAAGCUUCAAUAAUACUCAUUUCCAAUCUAAUAUAAGUUACAAUGACAUGUAAACAACAUUAGUUUUACAUUUUUUCAGCUAGUUUUUGAAAGAGAGUCGACGUUAGCAUUUCUGUAGAGAUAAUUUUGCCUCCCAAGCAAACUACACAAAAAAAAAAUGUAUAUUACAAAGUGCAGACAUAAAUAUCAUGCAAAAACUUAAAGUACUUCAUUCAUGCUAUAUGUUCAAUGGUGCUCUGGUGUGCAUAAGGAGAAAUUUGACUAAUGAUAGUUAUUUAAUAAGGUGAUCUUGUAAGUUGUAAUAUGCUUGUAUACACUAAAUUUUGUCUUUGCUUCUC